CGGGACCGGCCCGGCCCCCCCGCCGUGGGAGGCUGCGGGACCCGCCCGCGCCUCUGCGGGGGCCGUGGGCAGCGACCGCGGUGGUUCCUGGUAGACCUUCGGUAUCACCGGCAACCCCCAGCAACCCGUAAACAUCCCCAGCACCCUCUAAAUCCCCCCUCCACCUUCCCGAAUCCCUCCUAAAUCCUCUCUGCAUCCUUUCAAUCCUCCUACCUUCUCUGAAACCUUCCCUGCACCCUUCCUGCGUCCCCUACAGCCUCCCUGCACCUCCCGCAUCCCUCUGCGUUCUCUCUGCAUCCUUGCAACGCUCUGUACCCCUCCCGCAUUUCCCCUAACCCCGCAGCCCUGCGUCCCACUGGUUCCCUCCUAAUUAAUCUCUGCACCGUUACACCCCUCCCGCAUUCCUCUAAAUUCUCCCUCCAUCCUUAUAUCCCCUGCAUGACUUUGCAUACUCCCUGCCGCUCCUUCCUGCACCCCUUUUGCGCUCCCUUCUGCAUCCCUGCAACUCACCCAGCAUUAGGGGGGUUUCUCUGGUCCCCUCCUUGUCCCUCACACCCCUCUCCACGAAGAGCCACCCUGCCUGCACCCUGACCCCCCCACACCUGCUCAUGCACUCACGGGAGGGGAUUUUCAUCUCUGAGGACACAAAGAUCAAAUCCAGUGGGUGCUGCUCUCUUACCCAUGGCUGUCUGGUGCGUGUUUCUAACGGGGAGUGUGACCAUGGCCACGGGGGGCACAGGCAGCCCCCCCAGCGUCCCUCGUCACACCAACCGCCUGAUUAAUGAGAAGUCCCCCUACCUCCUGCAGCAUGCUCACAACCCUGUGGAUUGGUACCCUUGGGGCCAGGAAGCCUUUGAUAAAGCAAAGCAAGAAAACAAGCUGAUAUUCCUGUCAGUUGGCUACUCCACCUGCCACUGGUGCCAUGUGAUGGAGGAGGAGUCCUUCAAGAACGAGGAGAUCGGAGAGAUUAUGAGCAAGAACUUUGUGUGCAUCAAAGUGGAUCGUGAGGAGCGACCAGAUGUGGACAAAGUGUACAUGACCUUCGUGCAGGCAACCAGUGGUGGAGGUGGUUGGCCAAUGAGUGUCUGGCUGACUCCAGACCUUAAGCCCUUUGCAGGGGGGACCUACUUCCCUCCUGAAGAUGGAGUUCAUCGCCUUGGCUUUCGGACUGUGCUGCUCCGAAUCGCAGAGCAGUGGAAGGAGAACAAAGAUGGCCUGCUGGAAAACAGCCAUAAGAUCCUGGAAGCGUUGCGACACACGUCUGAGAUGCGUGUGCAGGGCCGGGAGUCACCCCCACCAUCCAAAGAGGUGAUGACCACCUGUUUCCAGCAGCUCUCCAACUCCUAUGACGAAGACUACGGUGGCUUCUCUGAAUCCCCCAAGUUCCCCACCCCAGUGAAUUUGAAUUUCCUCUUCACGUACUGGGCUCUGCACCGAACAACUCCAGAAGGUGCCCGGGCACUGCAGAUGGCUCUGCAUACCCUCAAGAUGAUGGCUCAUGGGGGUAUCCAUGACCACAUUGGUCAGGGGUUUCAUCGUUACUCCACCGACCAGCGCUGGCAUGUCCCUCACUUUGAGAAGAUGCUGUAUGACCAGGGGCAGCUGGCAGCCACAUACAGCAGAGCGUUUCAGAUCUCCGGUGACAAAUUCUUUUCUGAUGUUGCCCAAGACAUUCUUCUCUAUGUCUCACGUGACCUGAGUGACCAGACAGGAGGUUUCUACAGCGCAGAAGAUGCCGAUUCCUACCUGACCACUGAAUCUGAACAGAAAAGAGAAGGAGCUUUCUGUGUGUGGGCAGCUGAGGAAAUCCGGGCUCUCCUUCCUGACCCUGUCGAGGGGGCGACAGAGGGGACGACCUUGGGAGAUGUCUUCAUGCACCACUAUGGAGUGAAGGAAACCGGCAAUGUCAGCCCCAUGAUGGACCCCCAUCAGGAGCUGAAGGGCAAGAACGUCCUUAUGGUGCGGUGCUCCCCGGAGCUGACGGCGGCGCGGUUCGGGCUGGAGCCGGGCGGGCUCGGGGCGUUGCUGCGGGAGGGCCGGCAGCGGCUGGCUGCAGCGCGGGACCAGCGGCCGCGGCCGCAUUUGGACACCAAGAUGCUGGCGGCGUGGAACGGGCUGAUGAUCUCGGGCUUUGCCCAGGCUGGGGUGGCCCUGGCCCAGCAGCACUACGUGAGCAGGGCUGCAGAGGCAGCUGCCUUCCUGCGGAGGCACCUUUUCGAGCCCACCAGCGGCAGGUUGCUGCGGAGCUGCUACCGGGGCAAGGACGGCACGGUGGAGCAGAGUGCUGUGCCCAUCCAGGGCUUCCUGGAGGAUUAUGCCUUCGUCAUCCAGGCUCUCUUUGACCUGUAUGAAGCUUCCCUGGAGCAGAGCUGGCUGGAGUGGGCCCUGCAGCUCCAGCACAUGCAAGACAAGCUCUUCUGGGACCCCAAAGGCUUUGCAUAUUUCUCCAGUGAGGCUGAUGACUCCUCUCUGCUCCUGCGCCUGAAGGAUGACCAAGAUGGAGCAGAGCCCACUGCCAACUCUGUCAGUGUCACAAACCUGCUCCGAGCAGCUUGUUACUCAGGCCAGAUGGAGUGGGUGGAAAAAGCUGGACAGAUCUUGGCUGCCUUCUCAGAGAGGCUGAGGAAGAUCCCAAUAGCCCUGCCAGAGAUGGCCCGGGCCACUGCUGUCUUUCAUCACACCCUCAAACAGGUCGUUAUCUGUGGGGAUCCCCAAGGAGAAGACACCAAAGAGAUGCUGCGCUGUGUCCACUCUGUCUUCAGCCCAAACAAGGUGCUGCUGCUGGCAGAUGGAGACAGCUCUGGGUUCCUCCACCGCCAGUUGCCUUUCCUUGCCUCCCUGGAGAGGAAGGAUGGAAAAGCCACCGCCUACCUCUGCAGCAACUUCUCCUGCUCCCUGCCUGUCACCUCACCCCAGGAGCUGCGGAGGAUGCUCAGCCCGUGAGCCCCUCAGCCCCUCUGCCUACAUAAAGGCAAGGGGCCCAAAGACUGUCACACCAGCCUGGGAACACAGAGAGACCCAUAAUAAAGCCACUCUGGGCAUUAACUGCCUCGUGGAUGGUUCCUGGCAGCAGCAGGUUGGGCUUUGCCUGCACUGUGGCUCCAGCAACAUCUUGGCAGAUCUGGCUGA
This is a messenger RNA of Apus apus (common swift), 3129 nucleotides long. It is a transcript of the gene SPATA20, whose product is annotated as spermatogenesis associated 20. The transcript is spliced from 16 exons. Gene Ontology annotation, biological process: carbohydrate metabolic process. The record is from RefSeq and is a predicted model, not a curated record. Bases 682 to 2943 code for a protein of 753 amino acids. Lineage: Eukaryota; Metazoa; Chordata; Aves; Apodiformes; Apodidae.